Molecule: messenger RNA, 1758 nt
Organism: Pyrenophora tritici-repentis Pt-1C-BFP
Lineage: Eukaryota; Fungi; Ascomycota; Dothideomycetes; Pleosporales; Pleosporaceae
Product: PurF, Glutamine phosphoribosylpyrophosphate amidotransferase
Biological process (GO): purine nucleobase biosynthetic process; purine nucleotide biosynthetic process
Cellular component (GO): cytoplasm
Molecular function (GO): amidophosphoribosyltransferase activity
Source: RefSeq, a predicted model, not a curated record
AUGUGCGGUAUCAUUGCGGUGAUCCACGGCGAUCCAAAGUCGCAAUCGGCUUCAGUCGAGGUGCACGAUGCCCUCUACCUCCUCCAACAUCGCGGCCAGGACGCCGCCGGUAUCGUCAGCUGCAGCGCUGGUGGACGCUUUCACCAGUGCAAGGGCAAUGGCAUGGCCUCCAAGGUCUUCCAAGACGGCGCGCGCGUCUCCGACCUACCUGGCUUCAUGGGUCUCGGACAUCUGAGGUACCCCACAGCCGGCAGCAGCGCGAACGCUGAAGCUCAGCCAUUCUACGUCAACAGCCCGUAUGGUAUUUGCAUGACACAUAACGGAAAUCUCAUCAACGCGCCGGCAUUGCGCCAACGACUCGACCAUGAGGCUCACAGGCAUAUCAACACCGAGAGCGACAGUGAGCUUAUGCUCAACAUCUUCGCGGAUGAGCUUAAUGAGACUGGUAAGGCGCGUAUUAACGCAGACGACUGCUUUGCCGCGCUGGAGAGGAUGUACAAGUUGUGUACUGGUGGAUGGGCAUGCACUGCCAUGCUAGCUGGGUUCGGUCUGAUCGGUUUCCGCGACCCGUACGGUAUUCGACCUAUGGUUCUGGGUUCGCGAAAGUCGCAGGAUGGCAAGAGUAUGGACUACAUGAUGGCUUCCGAGAGUGUCGCUUUGGUCCAGUGCGGUUACAAGGACUUCACCGAUAUCCUUCCCGGUCAAGCUGUCAUCAUCGAGAAGGGCAAGGAGCCGGUCUUCCGACAGGUCGCCAAGCAAGAAGCGUACACCCCAGAUAUCUUCGAGUACGUUUACUUCGCUCGACCUGAUUCAGUCAUCGACGGUAUCGACGUAGAUGAGAGUCGACGCAACAUGGGUUUCACCCUUGCAGAGACUAUCAAGAAGCAGCUCGGUCCAGAGAAGAUGGCGGAGAUCGACGUGGUCAUGCCAAUUCCGGAAACCUCCAUCACUUCAGCCUUGUGUGUCGCAGAAGCCCUCGAGAAGCCAUAUGUACAAGGCUUUGUCAAGAACCGAUACAUCUUCCGUACAUUCAUCAUGCCGUCGCAAAAACUCCGACAGAAGGGUGUUCGUGCGAAGCUGAACCCUAUGAAGAAGAAGUUCGAGGGCAAGAACGUACUGCUAGUAGAUGACUCCAUCGUGAGAGGUACCACCUCUCGCGAGAUCGUGCUUAUGGCGCGUGAGGCCGGCGCCAAGAAGGUCUACUUCACAUCUUGUGCACCGCCCAUCACCAACGCGCACAUUUACGGCAUUGACUUGGCAUCAUCAUCGGAACUGAUUGCCCAUCAUCGCGACUCAAGAGCGAUUGCCGACCACAUUGGUGCAGAUGACGUCGUAUACCAAAAUCUUGAGGACCUUGAGAAGGCCUGUGCGAGCCUCUCUCCUCGCGAUCCCGCGACUCAAAAGUUCGAGGUAGGCGUCUUCUGCGGCAAAUAUGUCACACCAGUGGAUGCUGGAUACUUUGAACAUCUUGAGAGGAUUCGUGGAGAAAGCCGCAAACAAAAGGUCAUGGAGAAAGCGAGGGAAGCCGUCGUCCAUGGCACUGCCAACCCACAACAGAUUCGCAUGGCCGCCAAAGGUGUUGAGGUCGACCAACAUGGUAACGUCAUGCCGUCAGACGGGAAUGGAUCACCUGAUUGGCAACCGGUCAACGGUGUCAGCAAACCUUCAACAAGCGACGCUUCGACCAACGAUGGAGAAGAACGCCGCGUUACCAGCAGCCAGGAUAUCAGCCUGCACAACCUCAACGACUUCAACUGA